AUGGAGAAAAGACAAAGGCCAAACGUUUUUCUACUCCUCAUAGGCCUUCUGUCCUUGGGACUGCCAACUUCGAAAUCAUGUCAGGAAAUGACGAACUCCGAAGUCACCCAAGAUUGGUGGCAAUCGGCUCAAUUUUAUCAAAUCUAUCCCCGAUCCUUUAUGGAUUCCGAUGGUGAUGGCAUUGGAGAUUUGAAAGGCAUUGCUUCAAAAUUGCAAUAUCUCAAAGAUAUUGGGGUGACGGCGGCCUGGCUAUCGCCCAUCUAUACCUCGCCUAUGGUGGACUUUGGUUAUGACAUUUCCAACUUUUUUGACAUCCAACCGGAAUAUGGCACCCUGGAGGAUUUCAGGCAACUAAUUGCCAAGGCCAAGGAAUUGGGUUUGAAAAUCAUUUUGGAUUUUGUACCCAAUCAUUCGAGUACUGAAAAUGAGUGGUUCAAGAAGUCGGUAAAUCGUGAGCGGGGCUAUGAAGACUACUAUGUGUGGUCCAAUGGCAAGGUGGAUGAAAAUGGCCAAAGGCAACCGCCCAGCAAUUGGUUGUCCGGUUUUCGUGGUAGUGCCUGGCAAUGGAAUGACCAACGGCAGCAAUACUAUCUCCAUCAAUUUGCGGUACAGCAAGCCGAUCUGAAUUAUCGCAAUCCCGAUGUGGUGGACCAAAUGAAGAGGGUCCUCAGAUAUUGGCUAGACAUGGGGGUGGAUGGUUUUCGCAUCGAUGCUGCCACUUUGCUUUUUGAGGCCCAGCCAGAUGAGAAUGGCAUCUAUCCCGACGAGGAGGUAAGUGGUCUGACCGAUGACAAGGAGGACAGGAAUUACUUGAAAAUGGAAAAGGUGGAUCUGCAACCCGAGUCCAUUGACAUGAUCUAUCAAUGGCGCCAGGUGAUGGAUGAUUAUCAAAGGAUACAUGGUGGUGAGACGAGGGUUCUACUCAUCGAAACCUAUGCCCCCAUGUGGUAUACCAUGCAAAUGUAUGGCAACUCUACCACCAAAGGAGCAGAGUUGCCAUUCAAUUUUAAUUUAAUUACCGAAGUGGAUACCGGCUUCACAGCAGGAGAUGUUCAAAAGGCGGUCGAUGAUUGGCUAACAAAAAUGCCUGCUGGGGGCACUGCCAAUUGGGUGAUUGGUAAUCAUGAUAGGCGCAGGGCAUCCAGCCGUUAUGGCCAACAUAACAUUGAUGCCAUGAAUAUGUUGGUAAUGAUGCUGCCCGGGGCCAGUGUCACCUAUCAGGGCGAGGAGCUAGGCAUGACUGAUGGCGUGAUAUCUUGGGAGGACACUGUGGAUCCGGCAGCCUGUAACUCUAAUCCUGAGAUUUUUGAGAAUCUCACACGUGAUCCCUGUCGCACCCCCUUCCAAUGGAGAUCGGCGAAAAAUGCCGGCUUUUCGGAGGGAAACAAGACAUGGCUACCCUUGGCCGGGGACUAUAAGACGGUCAAUGUGGAAAUGGAAUUGGCGGCGAAUAAGUCGCAUUUGAAAAUCUACAAGGACUUGGUGCAGUUAAGGAGGGCCUCAAAGACCCUGCAACAGGGAGCCUAUAAAUAUAAGGCCCUCAAUGAUGGGGUUUUUGUGCUGAAAAGGUACUUAGCGGGAGAGGAAACCCUGCUAUUCGUGGCCAAUUUCGGUGAGGGAUCCUAUAGCGUAAAUGCAUUGGAAAAUUUCGAUACCACCCUGCCUUCGUCGAUGAAUGUAAAAAUCAGCAGUCUGGACUCAAAGAAAUAUGCCGGAAUUCCUGUGAAUCUUGAUAAGAUUGCUCUAGAGGCUGGAGAGGCCUUGGUUUUAGGAACGAAAUAAAAUUCGAAAAAUUAAAAGAAGAUUGUAAAGUUAUUAAAAAAAUAA
Musca domestica (house fly) is the source of this 1827-nucleotide messenger RNA. Its product is annotated as maltase A1-like. NCBI's taxonomy places the organism in Eukaryota, Metazoa, Arthropoda, Insecta, Diptera, Muscidae. The record is from RefSeq and is a predicted model, not a curated record. The transcript has 2 exons. Gene Ontology annotation, biological process: carbohydrate metabolic process. The coding region runs from base 1 to 1782 and encodes 593 amino acids.